Molecule: messenger RNA, 3732 nt
Organism: Phalaenopsis equestris
Lineage: Eukaryota; Viridiplantae; Streptophyta; Magnoliopsida; Asparagales; Orchidaceae
Exons: 4
Coding region: 198-3203 (1001 amino acids)
Source: RefSeq, a predicted model, not a curated record
GUGACCUUUUAUGUGUAAAUUUAACCUUUGAAAAUCUUUAAAUAAUAUUAUUUAAAAACCCAAAAACAAAAAAUAAUUCCAUACCGGCCCUUAAAUUUUGGGAUUCGUCCCGGCCACGCAGCGAAGUAACUGCAAGAAAGGUCGCGGCCUCCAGCCACCGCGCUCUGUCCCUCAUCGCAAAACGGAAAGUCGCCGGCAUGGUGGCGGAGCUAAUUCCAGUCAUCGAUCUACGCUACCUCUCGCAAUCAGAGCUCACCACCCUUGCUCUCUCCUCUCCCAAUGCUUUCGACCUUCGCCGUUGCGACGACAUCAUCGUCCCCAAAAUCGACCGUUCGGUCUUCAACGAGAGCGCCGGAAGCCGUAAGCAAACCUACUCCCGCCUCCGCCUCGCGCCUCCCAAGCCGGACUCCCCCUCCCUUCCCCGCCGACGUGGACGACCUCGCUCCAUACCCCUGCACACUGCACCCACCACCACCCCAUCCGCCUCGGCACCUCCUGCCUCCGAUGACAAUUCAAAAGAUCCCGAUCGCCGUGAGAAUCUCCUCAUCGCGUCCUUCCUUCGCCAGCUUUUCUCUCGGGAGGACCCAUCAGCCCAAACCCUAACCCUAAACAAGGCCGUUUCAACCGUGUGCGUAAACGAGAACAAUGAUGGUUGGAAGAACAUUCUUGCUGCAGCGGAGGAAGCGCAGAAGGCUCUGGUUCUUGCGGAGGACCUGGAUCGAGAAGUCUUGAAUUCGAAGGGCGUGGCUGUCGAUUUGGUUGCGCUGGGUCAAAUGGAGGAUCCAUUUGGGGAGGAACUGCGCAGGAGGUCACUGGGAUUGAAGACGGAGGAGCAGCUACUUGGAUUUCUUUCUGGCGUGGAGGGGCAAUGGGCGAGUAGGAGGAAGAGGAGGAGGUUUGUGGAUGCUUCUCAUUUCGGGGACGUGUUACCGAAAUCUUGGAAGCUCCUUCUGGGACUUAAAAGGAAGGAGGGCGUUGCGUGGUUGGAUUGCAGGAGAUAUGUUAGUCCAAAUGGGCACCAAUUCAUGUCUUGCAAAGAGGUUUCUUCAUACAUACUCUCCCUUCAAGGUGCAAUUCCGCCAAUUCCGGAGCGAGAUGAUAAUGACACCCCUCAGUUUGACAAAGUGACUCCUGGAUCUGAUGCAGGUCAAAACCAUCAAAGUUCCAUCUCCAAUGGAAACUCUGUUUUCUCCCCCACUAUGCCCGCCUCACAUAUUUCUGGUAACCAAGAGAAACAACCAGAAGGCACAAGCUACUAUUAUGCUACUCCAAUUUCUUAUAUUCCUUGUGAUAAUGCGAAGCAGCAGCUUUUAUCCUCCCAACAGAGGAGAGCCAAAAGACGCAAGCUUGGUAAAACAAUUGUUGAUGGUGUAAUCCUAAAGGAUGGAAAGUUUGAAUGUCAAUUUUGCCAUAAGGUAUUUAACGAGAGACACCGCUAUAAUGGCCAUAUCGGUGCUCAUGUAAGAUACCAAGGUUUAACUGCUGAUGCAGUAGUUGAUGAAAUUAGGGCAAAGAAAAUCACAGAUCAAUCUUCUCGGGCUGUGGUGCCAUGCAACUCUUCAGAUAAGGAAGCUUCUACUAUGAAAAUUCAUGUUAGUCAAACUAUUAAUUGUAUUACACAGCCGAGUAGUCCUCAGGCCAUAGGAGGUAAAACUGAAAUUUCUGCUGCCAAAUCUGCUGAUAGUGGCCAUUUAGAAGGGAUUAUUGAGGAAGGGGUUGUCACAGAAAUUAAAGUUAAUGAUUGUGCAGAUAACACGUUGCCCUCUGCUAGCGACUUGAAUGCUACCCCUCAAGACUGCUCUCCCAUGAUAACUGAGGAAGCAUCACCUAGCAAACCUGUUGGUGAUGAAGUCAGUGAUCCUCAUAUAGAUACUUUUCCGAAACACUUGGAGGAUGCACUUUGCAGUUCGAGUAAUGAAAUAGAUAGUCAGUCCUCUGUGAGCAAGGCUAAAGGUGCAAAUUCUCCAAAUAUGGCAAAUCCAGAUCCUGCAGUUUGUAAUACUGAUGAUGUGCUUAAUUCUCUAUCCAUUGGCAGAACCUUUGAUGGUAUUUCUAUGGCUGCAUUGGAUGCUGAUAAUAUCGUUCAUGAAGCUAUUAAUGGAAGCGAUCUCCCUUAUUCCCCAAGUAAAGCUGAAGUUUUUGAGAGAAAUGACUGCAAUUCAAUUAAUUACACAGCCCAUAAGUCUCUGUGUAAUAGCGACUAUAUGGAUGCAGAUACCAAUACCUGCUAUGAUUUAUCUCUGUCUCUAAUGGAUAUGGAUGUGAAGGCCAAGGAUAAGCAUAAUGGAAUAAAUCCUUCUCCUGGCAAUUUAUCUUCUGAAUUUGAAAAUUAUAAUGAUAAGCUCAUGGUAGAAAUUGAAAAUCAUUCGUUCUCAUUGUCUGGCAGUCAACUAAGUAAUGAAUGUGUAAUGUACUCCGAUAGAUCCGCUCAUGCUGUUGGAGAGCAUGUUGAAAAGCCUAAAUCAAAAGAAAGGCGAGAUGCAAGUGAAUACUUUCAUCAGAUUUUUGACAAAAAUGUUGUUUUGGACGGUGGCAUGCCGGGCACACUUCAGAAUAGCUCUACUUUCUCUUCUUUCAGCAGUGAGCAGAUGCGGGAUCUUUCUGCAAAUGCAGAUUGUCCCUUCGGUACUGACAUAAAUGAAUGUGUUCUUCAAGAUAUUGAUAAACCAAUCAAUGAGCUGGAAUUUUUUUUUGGUGGGAGCAACUCUGUGCAUGAAGGGAAUGCUGCCAAUGAGAUGAUCGAAAAUGAUGUAGAAAGUGAGACUGUUCACAUCAGUUUGUCUAAUUCGUCUUGGUUGCAAUCAACAAAUGUUCUUCCUGUUCUUGAUAUGCUGCCUGACCAGUGUGGCAGCGAGCUCGGUGAAAUUAGCCGAAAGAACGAGAACUUACAAACUUUUGAGGAGUUGCGACUUGGUACAAUUUCACCCUCCGAUUUCGCUCUCUUCACCGGUCAAGACUCGAGGACUGCAGUUGAGCCAUCCAUAUCAUUGGGUUAUUCUUCCGAACUGGAUGAACAACAUUGCCCUUCUUUUCAACUUGGAUGGAACAUUUCUUUAGGAAGUAUGGACAACACGAACAGCUUCACAUCUGUGUGUGUUUGGUGCAGCACAGAGUUUCGAAACGAGAACAGCAGUGAUGAACCGCACUCGGAGACACUCGGCUUCAUUUGUCCGUCUUGCAAGGCGAAACUCUCAGGGCCAUGACGUACUGCAAGUGAGAUGGAAUUUUCGCAUGGGGGAAAUUUACUACAUACCUAUCACACAAUUCGUAUGUAUUUAUAUAUCUCACGCCUAAACUUUCAUAUUUACAUAUACAAACCAAUUCAUUAGAAGGUGUAGAUCACUUUUAAAAAGUUGUACUACUGCAAUUUUCGAUGUAAUAUUCAAGAUUUGAGUGCUGUGUGUAAAUAUGAAAGUUUUGGUGUGAUAUAUGUAAAUACACUAGAAUUUUGUGCUAUGUUUAUAAAUGGACCCUAUUGGUAUUUGUUGAUUUCCUACUUGAAUUGCUGAACGUACUUCAAUUUUCAGCACUGUACUGAACGCCUAUUGCAUUAGUUUUUAAGGUUCUGAAUUUUGUAAAUCAUGAGCAUUCAUCUACAAGCUGAUACUAUUGAGUCUAAGAUGAUGAAGGCAGAAUGUUUAUUAUUAAAAUGUCUGGGAGUGAUUUACAUGUUAACUUUAAUUGCCGAAUGAGAUGAACAACAACCCAUUAGUUUCUAUUUUGGGCAUUCAC